GUCCAAUGGUAACCGGUAGAGGACGAGCUUGGAUCAUGUAGGUAUUGGAUGCAUGAUCCAGCUGCGAUCAGCCAACUUUGAUUCUAAAAUUGGAGUCUAGUCCAUUAGGACUCCAUAUGGACUCAAGAUAGUCCAGGUUAAAGAUCAAGCAACCUUUAGUACAAUCCUAUGUCAUGUUUUGCUAAACGAGAGAUGACAAUUGCAGCAUGAAAACGGUUGAUCCCCUUUUCUUUUCUUUCCAUGUUUCUUGUUCUUUAUCUCCUUGUUUCCUUUUUCUCCGCAACGCGGUCAUAGCUCAGAUCAUUUCAAUGCGGAAACUUUCUUAAUAGCCGGCCAUCAAUUAUCAUAAAUAAAGUUCCAUACUACAAAUUAGCCGAGGGAGAGGUAUUUGCCUGCUGAUGGCUUGUCGACAGAUGGUGAGUGCUCUUGUGAUGAUGCUUAUGGCUGCUUGCUUCCCCCUUAAUGGAGCCAUUGAUCAUGCUGUUGGUGGAGAACGAGGUUGGACAUUGGAGGUUGACUACAGAGCUUGGGCUAAGACCCAACAGUUCCGUGUUGGCGACAAUCUUGUGUUCAAGUACCAGAGAGGGGAUCACAACGUCAUCGAAGUAGACGAGACUGGAUUCAAAGACUGCGCCGCGAAACCAGCAGCCACAGUUCUUGACACAGGAAAAGAUGUAAUCAGGAUUUUAACAACUGGGAAAAAAUGGUACAUCUGCACUGUCUCGAUCCACUGCAGCGUCGCGGGCCAGAAGCUGGAGAUCGACGUGCUGCCGCAAGCUCACUCUCCUGAGGCAUCGCCUUCUGAUAUGAAACCACCUCCGAGCUCAUUAGCAAACAUGAGGAGUGUAGCUUCUUCUUAUGUUGUCAUAGUUUUAGUGGCUGUUGCGGUGAUUUUUUGCUAGGGUCUAGUUUGUGUUGGGUUGAUUAAUUAGAUCAAUUUGUUGUUUGCUAAGCUUUGUUGAUUCUUAUGGUUUAUAUAUGAAAAUGUAGCCACUUAUACCAUCAAAACUGCUUCACUGACAUCUGCAUAUC
This is a messenger RNA of Asparagus officinalis (garden asparagus), 1032 nucleotides long. Its product is annotated as mavicyanin-like. The transcript is spliced from 2 exons. Gene Ontology annotation, molecular function: electron transfer activity. The record is from RefSeq and is a predicted model, not a curated record. Gene Ontology annotation, cellular component: plasma membrane. The coding region runs from base 399 to 902 and encodes 167 amino acids. Lineage: Eukaryota; Viridiplantae; Streptophyta; Magnoliopsida; Asparagales; Asparagaceae.